AUGGCGGCGGUGACGAGCGGCGGCCGCAGCGAAGCAGCGGACGAGCUUCUGAAGGAGGCGCUGUUGGCUGCCGGCAACGGUACUAGCGGCAGAGGCAGCGACGGCGACGGCGAGGAGGACCUGGAGGAGAUCCUGAGCGUGGGGUCGUUCCUGCGGCACGCGGCGGAGGAGAACCGAAAGCUCUGGUACCUGGCGGGCCCCGCCAUCAUCACGUCCAUCACGCAGUACUCGCUCGGCGCCAUCACCCAGGUCUUCGCCGGCCACCUCACCACGCUCGAGCUCGACGCCAUCUCCACCGAGAACAACGUCAUCGCCGGCCUCGCCUUCGCCAUCAUGGCCAGCCACACAUGCACGGAUAAAAAAGACUCUGUUGCAGCUGGGGAUGGGGAGCGCGCUGGAGACGCUGGGCAGGCGUACGGCGCGAAGCAGCUGCACAUGCUGGGCGUGUACCUGCAGCGGUCGUGGAUCAUCCUCAACGCCAUGGCCGUGCUCAUGCUCCCGCUCCCGCUCUACCUCUUCGCCACCCCGAUCCUGCGCCUCUUCCACCAGGACGACGAGAUCGCCGACCACGCGGGCCGCCUCGCGCUCUACAUGAUCCCGCAGCUCUUCGCCUACGCCUUCAACUUCCCCAUCCAGAAGUUCCUGAAGGCGCAGAGCAAGGUGAUGGCCAUGGUGGCCGUGUCGGCGGUCGCGCUGGUGUUCCACGUCGCGCUCAGCUGGGUCCUCGUCGGGCCCAUGCGGAUGGGGCUCGUCGGCCUCGCCGUCGCGCUCAACGCGUCCUGGUGGCUCGUCGUGCUGGGCCAGCUCGCCUACAUCCUCAUGGGCUACUGCCCCGGCGCCUGGAGCGGAUUCGACUGGCUCGCCUUCUCCGACCUCUUCGGCUUCGCGCGCCUAUAG
Messenger RNA from Miscanthus lutarioriparius, 897 nucleotides. The record is from the annotation of a GenBank genome assembly. NCBI's taxonomy places the organism in Eukaryota, Viridiplantae, Streptophyta, Magnoliopsida, Poales, Poaceae.